This is a messenger RNA of Pimephales promelas (fathead minnow), 1981 nucleotides long. NCBI's taxonomy places the organism in Eukaryota, Metazoa, Chordata, Actinopteri, Cypriniformes, Leuciscidae. The record is from RefSeq and is a predicted model, not a curated record.
UAGGAGGUGGUCUUGAUGCUUUGUCUGGUUUCAGAUAUGGCGAAUAUGUACACGCUACUGCGGGCCGUGUCCAGCGGCUUACCUCACAUGAUCCAAGAGCUCCAGGUCCACAUCCAUGAAGAGGGUCUCAGAGCCACCAGUAACCUCUCUCAGGAAAACAUGCCAACCCAGUUUGUGGAGUCCGUGUUAGAGGUUCAUAGUAAAUUUGUCCAGUUGAUUAACACAGUGUUGAAUGGGGACCAACACUUCAUGAGUGCUCUUGAUAAGGCCUUGACUUCAGUAGUGAACUUCAGAGAGCCCAAAUCCAUCUGCAAAGCGCCUGAGCUGCUGGCCAAGUACUGUGACAACCUGUUGAAGAAAUCUGCGAAAGGAAUGACGGAGAAUGAAGUUGAGGACAAACUGACCAGCUUCAUCACAGUCUUCAAAUACAUCGACGACAAAGAUGUGUUUCAGAAGUUUUAUGCCAGGAUGCUGGCAAAGAGGUUAAUACACGGACUUUCAUUAUCCAUGGACUCCGAGGAAGCCAUGAUCAACAAACUGAAGCAAGCGUGUGGCUAUGAAUUCACAAGCAAACUGCACAGAAUGUACACUGAUAUGAGCGUCAGCACGGACCUCAACAACAAAUUCAACAACUUUAUCAAAACCCAGGAGACCGUAGUGGACCUGGGCAUCAGCUUCCAGAUCUACGUAUUACAGGCGGGUGCGUGGCCCCUCACACACGUUCCCUCUUCCACAUUCGCCAUCCCACAGGAGCUGGAGAAAAGUGUACAAAUGUUCGAGUUGUUUUAUAACCAGCACUUCAGCGGAAGGAAGUUGACCUGGCUACAUUAUCUCUGCACAGGUGAGGUGAAGAUGAAUUAUCUGUCCAAGCCGUAUGUGGCGGUGGUGACCACCUAUCAGAUGGCCGUGCUGCUGGCGUUCAAUAACAGCGAGACCGUGAGCUAUAAAGAACUGCAGGACAGCACGCAGAUGAACGAGAAGGAGCUCCAGAAGACCAUUAAAUCUCUGCUGGACGUCAAGAUGAUCAGCCACGACUCUGAGAAAGAGGAAAUUGAGGCAGAAUCCACUUUUUCCCUAAUUAUGAGUUUCACCAGUAAAAGAACAAAGUUCAAGAUCACAACGUCAAUGCAGAAGGACACACCACAGGAACUGGAACAGACGAGGAGUGCCGUGGAUGAAGACAGGAAAAUGUAUUUACAGGCUGCUAUAGUGAGGAUUAUGAAAGCCAGGAAAAUCUUGAGACACAACGCCCUCAUACAGGAGGUAAUCAACCAAUCCAAAGCGAGAUUCAGCCCGAGUAUCAGCAUGAUCAAGAAGUGCAUUGAGGUUCUUAUCGACAAGCAGUACAUCGAGCGCAGCCAGAGCUCUGCGGAUGAAUACAGCUAUGUCGCAUAAAACCAUAAUAAUUUAAUGAAAGAAAAUCAACGCCGUGAAGCGUGAACGGUUAAGAUGUGUUUUAUUUUCGGCUCUGGCUGGCUCCGGCACUCGACCAUCGGAUUGAAUCGGGACUCUGUGCCUCCAUCUUUGUUAUCGGGCCUCUGAGUCGCUGGACGGUCAUACUUCAUCUCUCCACCCCCCCGCCCUCCUCCUCCUCUUCCUCCUUCUGAUUUUAUGCUGUUUACAUCACCAGUGCCACGCUCAGUGCGUCUACCAAACGAGAAGAAUGCCUAUAGCUACUCCAGUGUAAAAGGAUAAUACAUUUUUAGACGUAAUCUACAAGAGAAAGCGAGCGAAUGAAAUGCAUCACAUAGAGCAAAACAAGUGAAAAGUUUGAGAAACGGCCGGAAAAAAAACAACCACGCUUUCUUUUUCUCACGUUGCAGUUGUUGUGUGUAUUCUUUUUUUAAUGUAUCAAAGUAAAAAGAAAUAUUGUAAUAAAACCGGUAUACUGAUAAUUGCAUUUACUUUCGAAAUAUAAGAGGUGACAAACAUGAUUCUGCUGCUUGUCAAAUAAACAAAUAAAAACACACUUUUUCGUAAA